AUGACGAUUCUGCGAUUAAUCACGAUAGCGCUGGUGACAGGGCAUGUAGGGGGAGAGACCAGGAUCAUCAAGGGGUACGAAUGCCCUCCUCAUUCCCAGCCCUGGCAGGUGGCACUGUUUCAGAAGACCCGACUGCUCUGUGGGGCAACUCUCAUCGCUCCCAAAUGGCUCGUGACAGCAGCCCACUGCCGCAAGCCGUGGGUCUCCCCCCUUCUCCCAUCUCAUGUUUCUCCCUACCUUUUCAUCUCUGACUGUCAUCUCUCCCACCUCAGCCAAUACAUAGUACACCUAGGGGAACACAACCUCCAGCAUCAGGAUGGCUGUGAGCAGACUCGAACAGCCACGGAGUCCUUCCCUCAUCCAGAGUACAACAACAGCCUACCCAACAAAGACCACCGCAAUGACAUCAUGCUGGUGAAAAUGGCGGCACCUGCUGUCAUCACCCGGGCUGUGCGACCCCUCGCUCUACCAUCACACUGCGUCACCGCUGGCACUCGCUGCCUCAUUUCUGGCUGGGGCACCACAUCCAGCCCCCAGUUGCACCUGCCCCACACUUUGCGAUGUGCCAACAUCACCAUCAUUGAGCAUUCGGAGUGUGAGGAUGCCUAUCCCGGCAACAUCACAGACACUAUGGUGUGUGCCAGCGUUCGAGAAGAGGGCAAAGACUCUUGCCAGGGUGACUCUGGAGGACCUCUGGUCUGUAAUGGUUCUCUUCAAGGCAUUAUCUCUUGGGGCCAGGAUCCAUGUGCUGUGUCCAAAAAGCCUGGUGUCUACACAAAAGUCUGCAAAUAUGUGGACUGGAUCCAGAAGACCAUGAAAAGCAAUUAG
Chrysochloris asiatica (Cape golden mole) is the source of this 828-nucleotide messenger RNA. RefSeq names its product kallikrein-related peptidase 11 (gene KLK11). The record is from RefSeq and is a predicted model, not a curated record. Gene Ontology annotation, biological process: proteolysis. NCBI's taxonomy places the organism in Eukaryota, Metazoa, Chordata, Mammalia, Afrosoricida, Chrysochloridae. Gene Ontology annotation, molecular function: serine-type endopeptidase activity. The transcript has 5 exons. The coding region runs from base 1 to 828 and encodes 275 amino acids.